This is a messenger RNA of Phacochoerus africanus (Common warthog), 993 nucleotides long. Its product is annotated as olfactory receptor 52W1. The transcript has a single exon. Bases 31 to 993 code for a protein of 320 amino acids. Lineage: Eukaryota; Metazoa; Chordata; Mammalia; Artiodactyla; Suidae. Gene Ontology annotation, cellular component: membrane. Gene Ontology annotation, molecular function: olfactory receptor activity. Gene Ontology annotation, biological process: G protein-coupled receptor signaling pathway. The record is from RefSeq and is a predicted model, not a curated record.
CCAUGAGCCCGAAAGCCCUGACGCCACAGGAUGGCCGAAGCUCCCCAGCCCAACUCCACCUUCUCCCGCCCAGCCUUCUUCAUACUGACCGGCCUGCCAGGGCUGGGGGGCGCCCAGGCCUGGCUGACACUGGUCUUCGGGCCCAUGUACCUGCUUUCCCUGCUGGGCAAUGGAGCCCUGCUGGCGGUGCUGCACGCGGACACCACACUACACCAGCCCAUGUUUCUGCUCCUGGCCGUGCUGGCAGCCACGGACCUGGGCUUAGCCACGUCGGUAGCCCCGGGGCUGCUGGCUGUGCUGUGGCUUGGGCCCCGGCCGGUGCCCUACGCCGCGUGCCUGGUCCAGAUGUUUUUCGUCCACGCACUGACUGCUGUGGAAUCUGGCGUGCUGCUGGCCAUGGCCUGUGACCGAGCUGUGGCCGUGGGGCGUCCACUGCACUACCCUGGCCUUGUCACCAAGGCCCGCGUGGGCUACGCGGCCCUGGCCCUGGCGCUCAAAGCUGUGGCUAUUGUCGUGCCAUUCCCUCUGCUGGUGGCGCGGUUUGGGCACUUCCGAGCCAGGACCAUAGCCCACGCGUACUGUGCGCACAUGGCGGUGGUAGAGCUGGUGGCGGGGGACACCCGGGCCAACAACCUGUAUGGGCUGGCGCUCUCGCUGGCCGUGUCCAGCGUGGAUAUUCUAGGCAUCGCCGGCUCUUACGGGCUCAUCGCCCACGCCGUGCUGCGGCUGCCUACCCGGGAAGCCCGGGCCAAGGCCUUCGGUACGUGCAGCUCCCACGUCGGGGUCAUCCUGGCCUUUUACGUGCCCGGUCUCUUCUCCUACCUCACACACCGCUUCGGCCGUCGCACCGUCCCGAAGCCUGUGCACAUCCUGCUCUCUAACGUCUAUUUGCUGCUGCCACCUGCCCUCAACCCUCUCAUCUAUGGGGCCCGCACCAAGCAGAUCAGGGGCCGGCUCCUGGAAACCUUCACGCCCAGCAAGAGCCGGUUCUAA